This is a messenger RNA of Penicillium odoratum, 288 nucleotides long. RefSeq lists its product as uncharacterized. The coding region runs from base 1 to 288 and encodes 95 amino acids. The transcript is spliced from 2 exons. NCBI's taxonomy places the organism in Eukaryota, Fungi, Ascomycota, Eurotiomycetes, Eurotiales, Aspergillaceae. The record is from RefSeq and is a predicted model, not a curated record.
AUGAAAUUCUCUUCUGUUAUUCUUGCUGUCUUUGCCCUGGUCUCCACUGGCCUGGCUGACAAGUCAUGCACUCCUAGCUUUGAUUACUGCGCCGAUUAUCUCAUCGAGAAUAAGGGCUUUACCGAGGCUGAUCUGUUGGGCGUCAUCAAUGGAACUGAUGUUGCGGAUCAACCUUUGGACCACGUUCUGUUCCACUGCAUGAAUCCUGGCAUCGUGGGCCACGCAAAGGCCUGCACGAGCACAUGCAAAAACCCCAAGGGUGAGGGUAGCCACUCGUGCGAUGGGUAA